GUGAUGGAAACAAACAAGACGCAGGUGACCGAGUUUGUUCUCACAGGACUAACUGAUAUUCCAGAGCUCCGGGUGCCCCUGUUUUUAGUGUUCUUCAUCAUCUAUCUUAUCACCAUGGUGGGCAAUCUUGGGCUAAUUUAUCUCAUCUGGAAGGACCCCCAUCUUCACACCCCCAUGUACUUUUUCCUUGGAAGUUUAGCCUUUGCCGAUGCUUGGUCUUCAUCUUCUGUGACUCCCAAGGUGCUUGUGAAUCUUUUAUCUAAGAUUCAUAUGAUAUCCAUAGCUGAGUGUUUCACCCAAUUUUAUGUUUUUGCUUUCAGUGCCACCACAGAAUGUUUCCUCCUGGUAGUGAUGGCGUAUGACCGUUAUGUAGCAAUCUGUAACCCUUUGCUUUACCCAGUGAUGAUGUCCAACAAAGUCUGUACUUGGUUGAUAAGUGUGUCCUAUGUUAUCGGUUUCCUGCAUCCCAUAGUUCACGUAGGAUUGUUGUUUAGGUUAACCUUCUGCAGGUCCAAUAUCAUACAUCAUUUCUACUGUGAAAUCUUGCCCCUAUUUACAAUUUCUUGCACAGACCCAUCUAUUAAUGCAUCAGUGCUUUUUAUUUUCUCAGCUUCUAUACAAGCUUUUACUUUUAUGACCAUCUUAAUCUCCUAUACCCGUGUCCUCUUUGCCAUCCUGAAAAAAAAGUCUGAAAAGGGCAGGAGCAAAGCUUUCUCCACAUGCAGUGCCCACCUGCUCUCUGUGACUUUGUUCUAUGGCACCCUCUUCUUCAUGUAUGUGCGCCCUGGGUCUGGCCCAGAUCAAUAUCAGGAUAAGAUGUAUUCCCUAUUCUACACAAUUAUAAUCCCUCUGCUGAACCCUUUUAUUUAUAGCUUAAGGAACAAGGAAGUUUUAGGUGCUCUGAGAAAAUUAACCCAAAAAUGA
Sorex araneus (European shrew) is the source of this 924-nucleotide messenger RNA. Its product is annotated as olfactory receptor 5AC1-like. The record is from RefSeq and is a predicted model, not a curated record. The coding region runs from base 4 to 924 and encodes 306 amino acids. The transcript has a single exon. Gene Ontology annotation, cellular component: membrane. Lineage: Eukaryota; Metazoa; Chordata; Mammalia; Eulipotyphla; Soricidae. Gene Ontology annotation, biological process: sensory perception of smell; G protein-coupled receptor signaling pathway. Gene Ontology annotation, molecular function: G protein-coupled receptor activity; olfactory receptor activity; odorant binding.